This is a messenger RNA of Arctia plantaginis, 2094 nucleotides long. Lineage: Eukaryota; Metazoa; Arthropoda; Insecta; Lepidoptera; Erebidae. The record is from the annotation of a GenBank genome assembly.
AUGAAACUUCUAAGGCCAUUAUGGGUUUUGCGGCCCAGUCGCAAGAAGAAGCUUAAUCGUAGUGUCAGCACUUGGUCUCCAUUGGCCACUGCCUUUAACACCCGGCCUACUUUAAGGCCUUUAUUUGAAUCAAUGCGAGAGAGAACUGGAUUAUUCAAUAAGCCAGAAUUAGUAACCUUUGAGGGAUUCUAUGUGUUAAGAGAUCAAGCAAUUUCAACCACAGACCGUUUGAUUGAUGAAGCUAUAUCCAACCCUUCGAGACCUAUGGUGGAAAUCUUUGAUGAGCUAUCUGACACGCUGUGCAAAGUGGCAGACCUUGCUGAAUUUGUGAGGAUAGCUCAUCCACAGUCACACUUUGCUAGUGCAGCAGAGGAAGCAUGUAUCAGUGUCAGUGGUGUGGUGGAGAAGUUAAACACUCACAAAGGCCUAUAUGAAGCUUUACGUAACUCUGUCCGUCAAGGUACAUCAGGCGACCAGCAUUUAGCGGAGCUCUUCCUUUUCGACUUCGAACAGAGUGGCAUACAGUUGCCUGAAGAACGACGCCGGCGGGUAGUGGGACUCAAUGAUCUGAUUCUGCAGACUGGACAGAGAUUCAUGGCUGGGGCUGCUAAACCUAGAAGAGUACCAAGAUUAGCUGUACCACAGAAUGUUAGACAAUUUUUUAGCAGCGAAGGGGAAGAUAUAAUAGUGAGUGGCGUAUACGCAGAAUGUGCGGAUGCUGCCGCGAGAGAAGCGGCCUAUAGACUGUACCUGGCGCCAGAUAAGAGACAGCACGAGCUGUUGACCACCACGCUUGACGCGAGGCACGAGAUGGCUUCCAUUUGUGGCUUCAAUAGCUACGCCGACAGGGCUAUUAAAGCCAGUACAAUGGAGACUGCCUCAAACGUGCGUCAGUUCCUGGAUAUACUCUCAGACAAUUUACACGACCGGGCGAAAAUGGAUUUUGACGCGAUGCUCCAGAUGAAGAAACAAGAAACUCCAUAUUUGGACAAGCUCAUGUGCUGGGACACACCAUACUUCACACAUAAAGCAAAGACUCAGUUGCUGAACGUGGCUAAUUCGGACUUCAGCCCUUACUUCUCGCUAGGAGGGUGUAUGGAAGGGUUGAAUAUGCUUUGCGAAGAGUUAUAUGGUAUCAGUUUAAAGUCUGAAGAUAUGAUGCCUGGUGAAUCAUGGUCCCCGGAUGUGUAUAAACUAGCUGUAGUGCAUGAAUCUGAAGGGUUACUCGGCCACAUCUACUGUGAUCUGUACGAGCGGCCCGGCAAGCCGCAUCAAGAUUGUCAUUUCACGAUACAGGGUGGGAAACUAUUGCCCGAUGGUUCUUAUCAGAACCCGAUAGUGGUGGUGAUGCUGUCGCUGAGCGGAGGGCACCGCUCGGGCCCGGCGCUGCUGUCGCCGGGCGGCGUGGACAACCUGUUCCACGAGCUGGGCCACGCGCUGCACUCCAUGCUGGGCCGCGCGCAGCACCAGCACGUGGCCGGCACGCGCUGCGCCACCGACCUGGCCGAGGUGCCCAGCGUGCUCAUGGAGUACUUCGCCAGCAGUCCCGAGGUGGUUCGUAGAUUCGCCCGCCACUUCCAGACGCGGGAGCCGAUGCCAGAAGAUAUGAUACACAGACUGUGCGCUUCAAAAUAUCUCUUCGGCGCCAGUGAAAUGCAGUUGCAGGUGUUCUACUCAGCGUUGGACCAGCACUACCACGGACAGAACGCAUCAUCUGGUGGACGGACAACAGAAGUGUUGCAGCAAGUACAAAAACAAUAUUACGGACUGCCCUAUGUAGAGAAUACGGCGUGGCAGCACCGCUUCAGCCACCUGAUAGGCUACGGCGCCAAGUACUACUCGUACCUGAUCUCGCGCGGUAUCGCGUGGAGCGUGUGGCACGCGCACUUCGCGCGCCGCCCCCUGGCGCGCGGCGCCGGCGAGCGCCUGCGCCACCGCCUGCUGCGACACGGCGGCGCGCUGCCGCCACAGGUGCUUCUUCGUGACUACUUAGACACAGAAAUAACUCCAAAUAAACUAGCGAAUGCCCUCGCUGAAGAGUUGGACUACCACAAGGACCACUUGGAUACUGUGUUUAAAAUUUUAGAUAAAUGA